AUGUCUGCCACAACGGGCACUUUUCCGACUCCGACAAACCAUUAUACUGAUGCCGGGGAUGGUGGUGCGCCGGGCGUCGAUGCAGGUACCGAGGCCGGCGCCGCCGGCGACAGCUCAAAAAAUUCAAUCAACCUCUCCACUGGAGGCAUGAUUGCCAUUAUUGUCGUCGUGGUCGUCGUUGUCAUUAUUGGCGAGGCUAACGAGUGUAUUUUAGUUUCGACCGCUACCCUCUUCUUCAUCGCCAAGAAGAGGGAAUGGAAAGUCCGCGAAACACUUCGACGAUCGGCGCGAAAAGUUGCUGCAGCUCUCACUCCACGCAGGUCACAAUUUCCAGAUUCAGUCAAGCGCUCCAUGCAAGCACCGAAACCCAGUCGCUCGCAGACAGCCAGCAGCCGAGACGGCAUCGUUAGAUCAUCCAUCGAGGACUUGGAGAAAGGGUACCAGCAAAAGGACAACGGCAAGAAAUCGCGGAGAUAA
Molecule: messenger RNA, 477 nt
Organism: Cordyceps militaris CM01
Lineage: Eukaryota; Fungi; Ascomycota; Sordariomycetes; Hypocreales; Cordycipitaceae
Exons: 2
Coding region: 1-477 (158 amino acids)
Source: RefSeq, a predicted model, not a curated record